ACUGAAGAAACUCAAAUGUGUUUUUCUCUGCAGAGCACCUGUAAUGGUGGCCAGCGGGACGGGCCCACGCAGGGCCAGAAUGGGGGCGUGCAGAGAGGAGAGGCGCCCUCCCUCAGCCCGGAGAGCACAGAGGAGCCAAGGGUGUUGGAGCACAAACGAACGGGCCGGGCGCUAGAGCCAGAGAAAGAUCACACCCGCUCUGUUUCUCUGCUGGAACAAAAACGCAAGGUGGUCUCUUCCAGCAUCGACGUACCACAAGCCAGAAAAUCAGAGGAGGAGGUGGACAUGGACAAAGUGACAGCUGCCAUGGUGUUGACCAGCCUGUCCACUAGUCCUCUGGUACGCAGCCCUCCUGUAAAAGUUAGUGAGGGUCUGAACGGCUCAUGGAAGGACGGAGGCUUUACUCCAUCCAGCUACAGCAGCAGUGGAUAUUGGAGUUGGAGUGCGCCCAGUGACCAGUCCAACCCAUCCACGCCGUCCCCUCCCCUGUCCGCUGACAGCUUCAAACCCUUCCGGAUGCCCAGCCUCAGCGGCCCACCAGACGACAACAUCGAUGAGCAUGAUGGGAACAGCUUGCUGUUCGACGAACCCAUCCCCCGCAAACGCAAGAACUCCAUGAAGGUGAUGUUCAAGUGUCUGUGGAAGAACUGUGGGAAGGUCUUGAGCACAGCUGCUGGAAUCCAAAGGCACAUUCGAACCGUCCACCUGGGGAGGAACUGUGACUCAGAGUGCAGUGAUGGAGAGGAGGAUUUCUACUACACUGAGAUCAAGCUGAACACCGACUCUGUGGCGGACGGUUUGAGCAGUCUGUCUCCUGUGUCCCCGUCUGUGUUAUCCCCCCCGUUGGGUUUGGACCAGAGACAGCCGGAUGGCACUAACGGAGCAAAGAACGAGAACAGCACCACCACCCCUCUCAGCCGCUCCGCUCCCAGCGCGCUCUACCUAGUGCACACAGACCACGCCUACCAGGCCACAGCCCCUGUCACCAUCCCCUCCACCAGCUCCACUGGCUUCACCCCCUCCAGCAGCAGUUUCAGUAUCUCCUGGCAGUCCCCACCAGUCACAUUUACUGGCACCUCUGCCUCUCCCACUCACAGCCGGACGCAGGGCUUUGGGGAGCAGCGCUCUCAGACCAUUGCUGUGCUCUCCUCUCCCCCCAGAGCCGCAGGCUCACUCAGUAGGAAGUCACGAGGCGAGGGAAAGAAGUGUCGUAAGGUGUACGGGAUGGAAAACAGAGACAUGUGGUGCACAGCCUGCCGCUGGAAGAAAGCCUGCCAGAGAUUUGUUGACUGAAACAGCUGCGAUGGCUUACACACAAAAACAGGGUGGGCUUCCUUUGCAUGCAUAGCAUAAUGAAAUGCAUCCCUUCUCUUUCUUACUGACCACAGCCCCACCCUGCUUCACCUUAAACCCACAUGGACUUUGAGGGUCAAACCCUUAUGCAUUCCCUCCUAAACCAACGGACGCACUCCCAAUCUUUGCAGAUUUCCAACUCUCCCUUUGAGGCGAGUUGCUUUACACUGCAAAAAAAAAAAAAAAGACUUGAUCGAUUUUUUGUUUGUGUUCAGUAUACUGCUUAAAAACAUUCUUGUCCGUUCCUAAAGGACCAGUCAGGGCAAGACCAGCCUCUGUCCAUGCUCUUUUUAAAAGAGAAGAAAGCUCUCUUUCAGACUGUGUAAGUGCUAUAAAAACCCAACUGGAGAAGUGUUUCUUUUUCCAUGGGCACAUUUUCACAUUUCUCCUGCCCAUUUUACUAAAGGUUAAGGGUUGGACAGCUAGAAAACCCUGUCUUCUCAAGAAUGUACCACCACAAGGGUUUGUUUUGGGAUGAUGACUGGACAGCUCCCCUGAAUGGAAAUUCCUCGAUGCAAAAAAAUAAUACAAAUAAAUAUGGGAAGAGACUUUCAGCUCCCCCUUUCAGUCAUGCUGACACAGGCAAUUGCACCUACGAAGGACGAAUUUUAUAUCUGGUUUUAUAUUUGCGUUUACCAGUAGGACAUUUCUUUCAGGGAUGCGAGCAGUAAAAGUUAAACCAGCAGUUAGAAUUAACAUCAAAGAACUCAGUGCUUUCUGUCACAGGAAUACCUUCUUGCUACCAAAAAGGGUUUUAUUACGUGCCAUUUUCUUUUCUUUUUGCUUUGCAACUGACUUCAACAGAAUGAAGUACAAAGACUGCGAUCAUUAAAACCCAACGGCACAGACUCGCAUCAAAGUUAGCGAUCGCAAGAACCAGCCAUUCAGGCAACCUCUCCUUCCCAUCGGACUUCAUCUGCAGGAAUGAACUGCACUCAUAUUAGAGCCAUAUAUGAACCGGGGUGGUUUCAUGCCACAGUCUGUUGCCUAGAGAGGUUCAACCAACAUGCCCAAGUAAAGAAAACUCUGCAAAGUGGUUAAUUUUACCUCUGAAAGGUGAAGAGCUCUUUACCUCUCACCUUUUUCCUGACCUCACAGGUUCAAGUAAGAAGUAAUAAAAAUAGCAAAUGCCACAUCUACUCCAGCACAGGAGCUGGAAGCACUCAGAUGUGGUGGUGUUAUUCUUCUGUAGUUGGUACAGUAUCGUGUAACGCAGCAGAACACUGGUCACAGGAGGAUGGACGUGUUUUCACGAUGGGCUUCUUUGCAAAGGAUGACCAGAAAAAUUGUCCCAAGACGUCAACACUUGGUUUGGCUCUUAAGGAAUAUGGCAGCUCGGUUGGCAAUUGUAAUCUGGAACUGUUUUGGUGGCUCUGACAGUCUAAUAUGAUAUCGUCUACGUAACAUCAACACAAGCUAGUUAACUCAUCAUAAACCUGCAAACAAUGCUUAUUGUGAUCAACUCAUUGUCUGUAUCCGUUUUGUUCAUCACACUGUUUCCCUUUCACUUACUGUCGAUGUGUAUAUAGAUGAGGUAUAUAGUAUUAAACCCCCAAACAAAAUGUUUUAUGCCCAGCAUAACACUUGGUUUUAUUGGUAGAAUGGCUUUGUUCACACUGCACAUAAAUCAGAUUUGGUUUCAAAUCCGAUUUCAAUUAUUAGAUCCAUUUGUUUGUACAAUGUAGUCAAUAUCCUAUGUCUCCACAUGGAUUAUUUACGAAUGCUAUAACCAUCAUCCUGACAAGCGAUUAAAAGCGACGCAAACAUCUAAAAGUACAGUAAACUACUUGGAAUCUGAUUCCGAUUCACACUAAGAUGCAUUAAAUAAAUAUGAUCUGAUGACCUGGUAUGGAUGUGGUUUGGAUCUGGUUCAUAAACAUCAGGUCUCCUGUGGUCUUCUGCAGUUCAGAAUACAAAAACUUGAUAUGGCGAGAAAUGGAUUUUAAUUUAAUGUAAUUUCACACCAAAAAUGGAUGUGGUUUGGAUCUGGUUUGUUUUGUUUUAUGUGGUCUUUCAUCAAUUCAGACUACAAAAAAACUCAAUGGAUUGACCAAAAAAAUAAAUAAAAAUCGGAAUUUUGCUGCCUGUGUGAAUAAAGCCAGAUACUACACGAACAGAAAAAAAACUAAAAGGCAU
Molecule: messenger RNA, 3489 nt
Organism: Sinocyclocheilus grahami
Lineage: Eukaryota; Metazoa; Chordata; Actinopteri; Cypriniformes; Cyprinidae
Product: zinc finger protein 704-like
Exons: 8
Coding region: 16-1293 (425 amino acids)
Biological process (GO): regulation of transcription by RNA polymerase II
Cellular component (GO): nucleus
Molecular function (GO): DNA-binding transcription factor activity; RNA polymerase II cis-regulatory region sequence-specific DNA binding
Source: RefSeq, a predicted model, not a curated record